This is a messenger RNA of Lactuca virosa, 207 nucleotides long. The record is from the annotation of a GenBank genome assembly. NCBI's taxonomy places the organism in Eukaryota, Viridiplantae, Streptophyta, Magnoliopsida, Asterales, Asteraceae.
AUGCAUAUAAACCAUCAAGGCUGCUUGAUUAAAUCUUCUGUUCUUCCAAGACUUUAUUGUGGGUGUGGAGGAAGAACAGAAAAGAUAAAGAUACAGAAAGGAUCAAACUUUUUUCUUUCUUUUCUAUGUGCUGUGCCUUGUGGGUUACUCUUCUCAGAAGAUUUCAUUCAUGGUAAAACAAUAGCUGGAUGUUAUCCAACUCGGUGA